Molecule: messenger RNA, 780 nt
Organism: Thelazia callipaeda (thelaziosis nematode)
Lineage: Eukaryota; Metazoa; Nematoda; Chromadorea; Rhabditida; Thelaziidae
Source: the annotation of a GenBank genome assembly
AUGACAGUUGAGGAGUACCAAAUUGGUCAACUAUGGUCUGUUGCAGAGGCAUCAAAGGCAGAAACCGGUGGUGGUGAGGGUGUCGAAGUUUUGAAAAAUGAACCUUUUGAAAACUAUCCAUUGUUAGAUGGCCGUUAUUCUUGUGGGCAGUACACACACAAGAUAUAUCAUUUGCAAACCAAAGUGCCGGGAAUUGUUCGAACAUGUGCACCUAAAGGUUCUUUGGCAAUUCAUGAAAGAGCUUGGAAUGCUUAUCCAUACUGUAAAACAGUCUUAACGAAUCCAGAUUAUAUGAAAGAUGAUUUUUUCAUUCAUGUCGAAACAAUCCAUCUGCCAGACCGGGGUACUACCGAAAACGCACAUAAUUUGAGUCCCGAAGAUCUUUCUAAACGAGAAGUGAUUCAUCUUGACAUUGCCAAUGAUUCAGACUAUUUGAAUGCAAAUGACAUUGAUCCAGAAACAACACCGUCUAAAUUCAGAAGCCAGAAAACAGGUCGUGGUCCUUUAGAGGGAAACUGGAGGGAGACCAUUGAGCCAGUUAUGUGUGCUUAUAAAUUAGUUAAGGUGCACUUUAAAUGGUUUGGUCUCACAAAAUUAGUGGAAAAUUAUGCGCAUCGUCAAUAUCCUCGCUUAUUUACCAAAUUCCAUCGUGAAGUAUUUUGUUGGCUCGAUCGUUGGUAUGGUUUGACAAUGUCUGAUAUCCGCAAAAUCGAAGAUGAAGCACAAAAGGAAUUAGAAGAGGCUAGAAUAAAUGGCCCUGUACGUGGUAUGUUGCCAUAA